CAUGAAACUCAAGUAAAUCAUCACCGUCCGAUGUUGCUACUGUCUAAUAAAAUAUUUAAGAGGAAGAUUUGCAAAGGCAUGCGUUAGUCUUAGAGAGGGUUAAUUUAAAAAAAAACACUCAUCUGCUAGCCUUGCUAAUGGAUUCCCAAUUUCAACUUUUUCAAGGCAUAUUAUAAAGUUUGUAAAAUAUACUUAGCACUUCAAGUAUUACAAUUCAUACAAUGAUUUUUAUUCGAAUAGCGCAUUUGUGAUUCUCCAUAGUGUUGUCAUUAAACACAAGUAUUCAUCACCGUCCGAUGUUGCUACUGUCUAAUAGUUAAACAUUGUAACAAAAAAGUUGGAAUUUCGAAUUUCGUAACAUUUAUUCCAGUCAACUCUUUUUAAAUCUUUUUUGCCAACUUUUUUAUUGUUUCUCUUCUUUUUUCUAGUCUUGGUCAAGCACUUCUUUAUGCAGUUUUUCUUAUAUUCUUUUUAACAUCCAUUACUAUUGUCUCUGUGCAUUCGUAAAAAGUGUGUGCCAAAAAUCGGAUGCGUCAUGAAUCAUGCCGUGGUCCCAACAGAUUAACUAAACAAAAAAAAAGUCCACGCGUCAUGUUCAGUUGCAACUGCAUAGUUUGCUCAACCUUUUUCGAUGUCUUGUAAAUAAAGAAUAAAUCGAACCAAAUAAAAAGAAGCAUGGAAUAACAUUGCGAUGUGAAUAAUGGGAAUAUCCACAACGCUCUAAUUAAUUUUCUAUCCAACUCUAACCAACUUUCAACUCUCCAAUUGCUAGUUCUAACUUCACUUUUCAUUAAAUUGGGAAUUUAAUUCAAUAGACUGGAAUUCAUAAAUUUAAAUAUAAAGUGAUUCUCCUAAUGCAUACCAGCAGAUAAUGAGGGUUGGAAUUGGAUUGUUAUUUACUUAACUUUUUUUUUAGUUCAACUACCAUGCAUUAUUAAUGUGUUAUCAUGUAAUCAACCACUAAUAAUUUAUAUAUCAAGAUGUUCAUGGAUAAUAUUGUUUUCAAACAUAUCACCGUACGUAAACUUAAAAUUCCAAAAAAAUCAAACAGUCUUUUAACUGAUUGAUCUAAUAUUACUGCAAAAUCAUAGAUCCAACUAAAAAAAAACAUUUUAUCCAUGGCUAAGUCCUAGCUACCUCAAAACCUUUUCAUUUAAGCUAGACAGGUUAAAGAAAGAGUAGUGUAUUCAUGUAUGUAACAAAAACAUACGUAGUAAAAUAGUUUGUUAGCAUUAAGCGAACUACUCCUAUCAUUUAUUUCAUGCAUACUUAUUACUUACAGUUAGUUAGCUAUUACGUAUGAAACAUCAACUCAGGGCAAGUAGCUAGUCUUAUUUAUUUUAAAGGCAAAUACACAAAACAUGAUGGAGCAACGGAUGUAUAUAGUGAAACAUGUUUAAUAUGAUUGGUUCACAACGAAACCCAUCAAGCACUACAUUCAUACUGGCAUAAUGCUGCCACCCAUAAGUUGCAAAUUAAUUAAUGAUGAUAUCAUUUAAUAUUCUUUGGGGUGUUAUAUAUUUACACUUAACAAAUUGAAGGGAAUUAAUAUACAAUACAUAAUAACUUAAUGUGGAAACUGACCAAACCGGUCGGUAGAAAAUGACACUAUAAAUAGAGAAGAGAGUCCGUGUUCUUUAAACAUCCGCCACUCUCUGCUCUACCUUAAACCGUAACACCUGAAUCUAUAUAUAAAAUCAUUAACGUAAGAUCGUAUUUCAGAUGGAUAAGCAGCGUAAGUCGAAGCAUCCCAAGACCAAUGCUUAUGCCACCAUUGUUUCCUCUUCUUCGGAAGAAGUGAGCAGUCUUGAGUGGGAAGAAAUAGCAAUGACACAAGAAGAAGAGGAUUUGAUCUGCAGAAUGUAUAAGCUUGUCGGCGAAAGGUGGGAUUUAAUAGCUGGGAGGAUUCCAGGAAGAACGGCACAAGUGAUCGAGAGGUUUUGGGUCAUGAAGAAUCAUCGAAGAGCUUGAUUACGUUGAUUGAUAAUUCUAUAUCAUUUUUAUAAUAAGGAAAUAUAUACGUGUAUCCUCUAAUCGUUGGUAAUUCUGCAGUUUUGUUCUUGUAUUUGGAGUUGUAUCUCGGGAUUUCAUACUUAUGUUUCUAAGUUGUCUUAAUUAAUUAAA
This is a messenger RNA of Brassica rapa (field mustard), 2124 nucleotides long. RefSeq names its product MYB-like transcription factor ETC1. Gene Ontology annotation, cellular component: nucleus. Gene Ontology annotation, molecular function: transcription cis-regulatory region binding. NCBI's taxonomy places the organism in Eukaryota, Viridiplantae, Streptophyta, Magnoliopsida, Brassicales, Brassicaceae. The record is from RefSeq and is a predicted model, not a curated record. Gene Ontology annotation, biological process: regulation of DNA-templated transcription; cell differentiation.